Molecule: messenger RNA, 1908 nt
Organism: Centropristis striata (black sea bass)
Lineage: Eukaryota; Metazoa; Chordata; Actinopteri; Perciformes; Serranidae
Product: tripartite motif-containing protein 16-like
Exons: 1
Coding region: 127-1785 (552 amino acids)
Molecular function (GO): protein binding; zinc ion binding
Source: RefSeq, a predicted model, not a curated record
AAGGAUGCGUGUAGCUUACAGAGCUGACGGGCUCCACUUCCUGCACGUGUUGUUCAGCUCAGAGCUCAGACCAGUUUCACUUAUCAGGAAGUCAGACACAGACAGGCUUCGUCUCUGAGAGGUGAAAUGGCGCAGAAAGGAGUUCAGCUGGACCAGGAGAGCUUCUCUUGUUCGAUCUGUCUGGAUCUAUUGAAGGAUCCUGUGACUCUUACCUGUGGACACAGCUACUGCAUGAACUGUAUUAACAGCCACUGGGAUGGAGAGGAUCAGAAACCGGUCUACAGCUGCCCUCAGUGCAGAAAGACCUUCAGACCGAGGCCCAAACUGGAGAAAAGCACCAUGUUAGCAGAACUAGUUGAGCAGCUAAAGAAGACUGGCCUCCAAGCUGCUCCUGCUGACCACUGCUAUGCUGGACCUAAAGAUGUGGCCUGUGAUUUCUGCAGCGGGAGAAAACUGAAAGCCUUCAAGUCCUGUCUGCAGUGUCUGGCCUCGUACUGCAAGCAACACCUCCAGCCUCAUUAUGAAUCACAGAGAUUUAAGAAACACAAGCUGGUGCAGCCCUCCAAAAAGCUGCAGGAGAACAUCUGCUCUCGUCACGAUGAGGUGAUGAAGAUGUUCUGCCGGACCGAUCGGCAGUCUAUCUGUUAUCUAUGCUCUGUGGAGGAACAUAAAGGCCAUGACACGGUCUCAGCUGCAGCAGAAAGGAGCGAAAGGCAGAAAGAGCUGGAGGUGAGUCGACUCAACAUCCAGCAGAGAAUCCAGGACAGAGAGAAAGAUGUGAAGCUGCUUCAACAGGAGCUGGAGGCCAUCAAUCGCUCUGCUGAUAAAGCAGUGCAGGACAGUGAGAAGAUGUUCACUGAUAUGAUCCGUCUCAUGCAGAAAAGAAGAUCUGAGGUGAAGCGGCAGGUCAGAUCCCAGCAGGAAACUGAAGUGAGUGGAGUCAAAGAGGUGGAGGAGAAGCUGAAGCAGGAGAUCAGAGAGCUGAAGAGGAAAGACGCUGAACUGAAGAAACUCUCACACACAGAGGACCACAACCAGUUUCUACACAGCUACCCCUCACUGUCGGCACUCAGCCCGUCUACAUCCAGCAUCCAGAUCCGUCCUCGCCGCGGCUUUGACCACGUGACAGCGGCCGUGUCACGACUCAGAGACAAACUGCAGGACGUUCUGAGAGGCAGAUGGACAGACGUCUCACUGACUGAAGUGGAUGUUUUACUGCCGGCAGCAGAGCCAAAGACCAGAGCUGAGUUCUUACAGUAUUCACGUGAAAUCACUCUGGAUCCAAACACAGAAAACACAUGGCUGUUAUUAUCUGAUGGGAACAGGAAAGUCACAUUAACGGAUCAACAACGCUCUUAUUCUCAUCAUCCAGACAGAUUCAUUAAUUUUGAGCAGGUCCUCAGUCGAGAGAGUCUGACUGGACGUUGUUACUGGGAGGUGGAGUGGAGUGGAUUUGGAGUUUCUGUAGCAGUCUCAUACAAGAACAUCAGGAGAGCAGGGCGGUCAGACAACUGUAAGUUUGCAUUUAAUGACAAAUCCUGGGCAUUACAUUGUGAAGUAGACAAAUAUAACUUUCAAUACAACAAAGUCCAAACUCCCAUCUCAGGUCCUCGGUCCUCCAGAGUGGGAGUGUACCUGGAUCACAGAGCAGGUAUUCUGUCCUUCUACAGCGUCUCUGAAACCAUGACCCUCCUCCACAGAGUCCAGACCAGGUUCACUCAGCCGCUCCACGCUGGAGUUUAUGUUUUUUUUGCAGGCUCUGCUGAGUUCUGUAAACUCAAAUAAUCAGACGUGAUGAAGAGCAGCAGGUAAAACUCCUAGUCUCCCUGUUUGUUAAUAUAAUGUGAUGAUCUUUAUUGUGUAAUUUCUUUGGAUUGCCGCUGCUCCCUAUUUCUGCUCACUGCUCAU